Molecule: messenger RNA, 2872 nt
Organism: Octopus sinensis (East Asian common octopus)
Lineage: Eukaryota; Metazoa; Mollusca; Cephalopoda; Octopoda; Octopodidae
Product: biotin--protein ligase
Exons: 12
Coding region: 298-2820 (840 amino acids)
Biological process (GO): protein modification process
Cellular component (GO): cytoplasm
Molecular function (GO): biotin--[biotin carboxyl-carrier protein] ligase activity
Source: RefSeq, a predicted model, not a curated record
UCGCACCUUGCAUUACAAAUCCACAUUGUCGUCUCCUUUGUUAUUGUUUAUUAUUGCAGCUGUUAUUGUUGUUGUUGCAGUUUUUGCAUAAAUCUCUUCAACGAUAUUAACACUGUAAAGAAUAUAUAUAUCAAAAUAGUCGACAUUUAUCUGCCAAAGAAGCCACAUUUCCCAGCAACGAGCAAAAACAAAAGCCAUGGUCUAACGUUAAUUAAGCUCUGAUGAAAGUGGUCACAAGACAAGUUGGUUUUACAAUGAAAAUCUGAGCAGUUUCUGUUACAAUCUCAUCUGGUUGCCAUGAUUUUUAGUCUCGUCUAUUAUGUGAGCGCCAUCAUUCGUUGGUGCAUCGACAGACGACGGAGCCACAUGUAUCUGAGACAAAUCGGAAAGACGUUCAAGAAAUCCAGCCUUUUAUUCCAGCAAGUCAAACAUAUAGGGGAAGCAACUGAGUCUCUAACAGUCAUCCAGCAGUUAUCGCCCUUUCUAAAAAACGUUCUCGACUCGAGGUUUUCUGCUCCUUUGGUACAAGACGCCCAUCUUCAUUUAGUCUCCAUCCACCCAGCUGUGACAGUUAACUUAAAAGACUGGCAUCUUUAUCGAGAUGUCUCUAACGAAGACCUCCAAUCAUUUCCUCCCGAUAUUCUGACUGUCCUUCUUGAAGCUGGCAUCACUCAUUUGACUUCGCCUGUUGAUAACCUGGAAGAACCUGGGAAAGAAGACUGCAUUGAGAUCCAUGAUUAUGGCCGAACUUUGGCCUGGAAAGCAGGAAUGCCAUGUUCUAUCUUAAUGUCUUGUACACCAAGUAACCUCUUGAAUAUGGGUCUGGCAGUCACAAAUGGUAAAUUACGCUUCCAAGAAUUAACAGUGGAAUCAAUUUUAUCAAUAAAUAUAGAAGGGUGUGGCUCCAACCUAAUCCUUCCUCCGGCCGUGAAGGACAACUUAAAACGUUACAGCAUUGGCAGUGAGAACAGCAUCGAUGAUCAGGAUUCUUGUUGUUGCCAUUCUAACGAAGCGUUGGCGUCGCCAUGUGCCAGUGAGACCCACUCGGAUGAAGACCUCCUGCUCGACAGCGAUUCAGAAAUGGCUGCUGGAGAUGUGAAAUACGAAAAGAUGGAAGCAGAUGAGGCCAAAGUGGAUUUGGAAUUCCAGAGACCUGCUAACGUUGCCGUGAAACCACCAAACAUUCUUGUUUACUGUGGCAAAAAAGACUCCAAACGUAAAUUUGAAUCCUUCAAAACCAUGCUUGAAAAAUGCUUGUCUUCAGAUUGCUAUGCGAUUUACCAACUUCAGCACAAUCAAAUCAACACAGCACCCUGGAUGGACAACACCAUAUUGUUGGUUAUUGCGUGCGAAAGACUCUAUGAUGACAUUGACCAUGUGAUAUUUAGCUAUUUUGAGAAAGGUGGGAAGCUGAUGAGUUUGGCAAGCAAUAUCGAUUCUUUGUUCCUUGACAAAGAAUUGGUUCGUCGUUCUGCAGACUUGGUGAAUGUAUCAUGCCAUCAUUGGAGUAAUGUUCCGAUGAUGGCCGGACGUUACAUCUACUCAAAUGCUUUAAAAUCCUCCAAUUUUAAUUGUACAGUUUUAGCUUCAGAAAGUUCUAGCCAAAACUCUUUGAUUGUUAAGUUAGAAUCUCCAGCAGACCUCGACCAAGGAGUUGCUGUCUUAUCUCAGGUCUACUUUGACAGUGACCACUGCGGUAAACCGAGCGAGGAUUUUUAUGAAAUUCUUUGCCAUUUGAUGUCCACUCAUCUUGAACUUGAAUGUUCCAGCCAAGAUGUUCCUCAGCUGACUCCCGCCAAACUUUUCACUAAAACAAAGGUUGUGGAAAAACAGCUUCUGGACAGUCUUGCAUCACGCCUUAAAGAUGGAACACUGAAAUCUUCAGAAGUCUCAUUGACUUUCGUUCGAAACUUAGAAGUUCUGAACUCGGCUGCAAGUGCUGUUAAUCUCCCUGUUGUGAUCAGUGACGACACAUAUCAUCCCCGGUACUUCAAUGCCAAAAAGUAUUGGGACAACCUCCACUCUGCUGUGCUGGGCAAUGCUAUAUUUUUUGUUGAGGUCGUUCCUUCGACCAUGCCAUUGCUUAAUCAAAUGUUAAUAUCUGUGCCAAAAACAGUUGGGAUGAUUGCAAUAGCUGGAAGACAAACAACGGGCAAAGGCCGUGGUGGUAACCAGUGGUUGAGUCCCGUUGGCUGCGCUAUGUUCACUCUUCACGUUCAGCUUGAUCGUAGUUCACUACUUGGCAGCAAUCCUGUCUUCCUGCAGCAUAUUGUCACCGUUUCUGUGGUCCGCAGUGUGAGGACUCUGCCAGGAUACGAGGAACUGGAUCUGAGAGUGAAAUGGCCCAAUGAUCUCUAUUAUGGUAAAAAGACAAAACUGGGUGGCGUCAUCGUUAACAGUUCCAUAGCAACACAUUCCAUUGAUGCCAUUAUUGGUUGUGGUUUCAAUGUGGAGAACAGCAAACCCACAUUUUGCAUCAACGAUUUGAUACACGAGUACAACAUUGAGAAUGGUAAACAUCUGGCACCGCUGAAUAAAGACCAGCUGAUUGCUCGAACUGUGACCAUCAUAGAAGAACUGAUUGGUCGAUUCAAUACCAAAGGUCAUGAAGAUUUCCAGCAGCUCUACUACCAAUACUGGUUACACAGGGGAGCCAAAGUUCGUCUUGAAUGCGAAAACAAUCUGGAAGUCGACAUAAAUGGUUUGGACGAGAACGGUUUCCUGCAAGUGAAGACUGCAGAAGGGCGCUUGAUUAGCGUGCAACCUGAUGGCAACACUUUUGACUUUAUGAAGAACUUAAUUGCAAUUAAAACUAAUUAGACACCAACACAACAGAAAGAUUAAAUAACUUUACAAAAAGAUAAAAAUAAAA